AUGGCGUCUCAACAACAGUUGAAGAAGCAGCAAGAGCUCCAAACCACAUAUCAAAACUACAAGAACACACUUCAAACGAUUGCCUCAAAGAUUGGCGAUAUCGAACAAGAGACUGAAGAGCACAAACUCGUCUUGGAGACGCUGCAACCACUGCCAGGAGACCGGAAAUGCUUCCGCAUGAUCAACGGUGUCUUGACUGAGCGAACAGUCAAGGACGUUGUACCGAUCCUACAGACCAAUUCAGACGGUCUGAAGCAGGCACUAGAAGAGCUAGUCAAGCAGUACAAGUUGAAACAAGAUGAAAUGGAGAAGUGGAAGAAGAAGAACAAUGUCCAAGUCGUCCAACAGCCAGGGCAAUAG
Molecule: messenger RNA, 360 nt
Organism: Alternaria arborescens
Lineage: Eukaryota; Fungi; Ascomycota; Dothideomycetes; Pleosporales; Pleosporaceae
Exons: 5
Coding region: 1-360 (119 amino acids)
Biological process (GO): protein folding
Cellular component (GO): prefoldin complex; cytoplasm
Molecular function (GO): protein folding chaperone
Source: RefSeq, a predicted model, not a curated record